CUUUAUACGGAUUAUAAUAAAGUCAUUCACAUGAAUAAAAGGAAUUUUUUUCAAAGUUUUUAAUUAAUUUGUUACACUGAUCAGAAGGAAACGAUUGUUGAAGGAUUAUUUUUAAAAAAGAAUUGGGGACUUAGAUUAUAAGGAGACCUAUGUCCGUAUAAAUAUAUACCAGAAGUCAUUGUUAUAAUAGAGAACGGAAGUGUUCACGUAUUCAAAGUGGAGUCGAACUACGAAACACUGCGGUUAAACACUCAAUUAGAGACGGCAGCCUUACACGGAAGACGGUUCUUCCAGCCCGCCAGCUGCCAUGAUAAUAGUUCAAAAGGCUCGCAGGUGACGCCCGUCAUAGACUAUUUUGAUUAUGUUAAUCCGUCUGAUGCCGACGAGAGUGAAAGAGUAGAUACAGGGGACGAUGAUUUGGAAGUGGAGAACAACGCUUCCGAGAGCGAAGGCUUUCAUUCAGACUCUAAAUUGGACUUUGAGAAAAAAUCUCAACUCAAGUCUGAUCUAAAAAGCAAUGGAUUAGAUAAUGAUAGAACUAGUAUAAAUUCAGAGAAAGAAUUUGAUGCAGACUUUAUUGAAGAAAAGAAAAAAUAUGAUAAAAUAUCUGCUGAAAUAAAUGAUACUAUAACAGUUGAGGUUAAUUCUACUGCUGAAGAGGUACCUAUAUGUGGGGAUGAUAAAACACUUAGAAUUGAUGAUGUAAAUGAUAUCUGUACUAAUAAUAAUGGCCUAAAAGUAAAGAAAUUACGUAAGAUUGAGCAUAAAAGAAGAAAUAAGGUACUAAAAAGAGACGUAAAACCGAUCGAUGAUCAAGAUAAUGAUGUAAUAGAAAAUAAAGCCGAGAAUAGCAAUAAGGAACUAAUUACUGGACAAAAUGAACAAUAUGUUACAAAUGAUGUAGAAUCUACGCUGGCAGUUGAAAUAAAAGAGUUUGAGCCGCUUAGUACUGCUGAUAAUGAGGUUGAACAAGAACUUGAAGAAGAGAAAGAGUGUGUGGAGAGUGUUAUUUCCGGUUUACGUACCGAAUUGACCUGUAAGCCGGAAUACCGAACGGCUCUUCAAGUGGACACUAGUUAUCAAGCCGGUGUUAGUAGCGAUUCAAAUUGUAGCCAAUACAGCGCAAGUUCUUGGAAUAGCGAGCAUGAUACUAGUAGCAGUCUCGAUCCAAGUCCAAAUUUAUGGCAUUCGUAUAUUGACUCUGGUAUAAGUCUCGGUACUAGUACAGGGGGUAUCUAUAGUGAUACUAGUGAUGUUAGCGGGGAGGACUGUAGUUUCUAUGACAACCCUAAUAACCAAAGAUUUCAAACUGACUUCCAGCAAACAACAGAUGGCAAAUACGUUCAAAUUCGGACAUUCUUUCCAAGACACAAACUGUUUUAUAGUAACAGUAACUGUUUUUCAAAUGGUGCAAUAAAAAAUAAUGGUGCAUUUCCAAAUGUAAAUAUAUAUUCGGAGAGUGACGGUGUUGGUGAUUAUGAUGGGUAUGGUGGUAACUAUAGCGACCCCGUUGUAGGGGCAGAAACUAAUGAAAUAAGCUGUGAUUACUGCCAAUUUUGUGCGUGCUCGGAGUACGAGGGUUGUUCCCUAGAACAGAUGCUUCCUGGGGAUAUUUUCUAUUAUUCUUCCAACUCAUUGGUUCUGUGCGUUAAACAGAACAGGCAUUGUGAACAAGUGGACUUUCGUCCGAAACAGGUCACACCCAAGUCUGCUGCUUUGAAUCCUAAUGCAUCUGUGUUCCUAAGUGUCAAGACAUCUACCCCUGGUGCUCAACCAUCUUAUACAGGACAGUACGAUCAUAACGACAGUGGCAUAGGAAAUACAACCAACAGUACUUCUGAUUUCUCAUAUACCAACGGUGACAUCAGUGUCGAUAAAUCCGACGCUGGGGUGUUCUCCCCGACGUCCGACUCUCCAUUCCAGGCUGACUUACCAACAUUCACCGACAAUCAUAAUUUCAAUGAGAACAGCAGUGCCACAAUGAAGUUGGAGGAGACGGUUGGGAACCUAUUAUUAGACAACACAGGAAUGUACGGCGUGGAUGCCGUGCCACCCGCAGCCAACUUCAGUGGAGUGGAGGCCGUCCCUAUGACUGGUAUACAGUAUAGUACUGAAAAUGGUAAUGCAGAUGGUGAUACAGAGGGUAAUGUUACAGAUGAUCAGCUGAGACAUGUUCUCAAAAAUCAGCUCGAGUCAUACUGCUCAAGAGAAAAUUUAUCCAAUGACUCUUACCUGCAAUCUCAGAUGGAUGCCGACCAGUAUGUUCCCGUAGCAACGGUUGCCAAUCUUGACCAAAUACAGAAAUUGACCAGUGAUACACAGCUUAUCGUAGACUUGUUACGUGAGUCCAACUUCGUGCAAGAUGACGAGAAAGGUGUAAAAGUUCGGCCAAAUCAUAACAGAUGUAUUGUGAUAUUACGAGAGAUACCAGAGUCAACCCCUGUCGCAGAUGUACAAGGGUUGUUUGGUGGCGCUAACUGCCCUAAAUUUGUGAGUUGUGAAUUUGCACAUAACAGUAAUUGGUAUGUGACGUUUGACGCACAGAGGGCCUACCAGUAUUUACGAGAAGAAGUUGGCACAUUUCUUGGUAAACCUAUAAUGGCAAGAAUAAAGGCAAAGCCUUUAAUCCACAAUUAUCCUCGAAAUGGCUAUAUUAACAAGCGGUUUCAACCGCCUCCUCCGGUAACAGCCCAGUUGCCUACGGAAGUUGUUACCUCGUCAGCCCCACAACCCCAGUUCACUGCCACACAGCCGUUCACACUGAUGCCAAAUGUAUUACAGUAUCUAAAUAGUCAACAGGCAAUUCCAUUUUACCCCCCACCCCCAAAUCCUCUACUUCAAGCCUGGACAAGUCCUACAACUAUAAUGGAUCCUAGUAUGGUGUUAGCAAUGAACGGUUACCAGGCAACCAGUGUAAAUGUGAACUCUCAAGUCAACAAUAGAAAUAUGUUCAACAGUGUCAGUAGGACUACAAACAAUAAUACCAGAAAUCAAAAGCAGCAUGGCAAUAGUGGUCAGCCAAUGGGUCGUGAUAGGAUUAAUUCCAACGACUCGCUACCACCUCGUCUUCAGCACCAGCAGCACGAGCGCCAACAACACAACUCUGUAAACAACAUGCACAAAAACAGUCAACCGAUCUCAACCCAUGCAUCAGCGUACCAGGGUCGACGUGGUGACGGCCCCGGCCAUGUCAGCCAUAACAACCACAGUAGCCACCACAGUCACCAUGGCAACCACUCGCAUGGCGGACAUUCGACACCGAUGUCACAUCCCCCACACCAUCAUCAGCAUCCCCCGCAGUCGAUGCCGCAUCACCAGGGUCAUCAUAUGCACCAACAGUCGCAGCAUUUAGAUGGCAACAACAACACCAACAAUAACAACAGUAAUGGUGCAUCUUUACACAAUAGAACCUCCCAGGGGAUGGACUUAUCCCAAAGAUAUGCAGGAAAAAGCUACAAGAGUCGGAGAAGGAGGGAAGAAGAUGGUGCUAGACCUAAUAGGUCAAAUUCUUCCCAGCCUUCAACCCGUGAUGGUCAAUCGGUACACCAGGCACGACCCAUGUCUAUAGACAAGUUUGAUUACGAACCAACAAGUUUCCCACCACUGCCAGGAUCGGGGAAUAACGCCUCAUCUGGGGAAAUUUUUGAAAGCAAAUUGUCCGAUGUUGUCAAGGGGACGGCCAAACCUCAAGUGAAAGAUGUUCCAAAACCAGUCAGCGCUGUAUUACCGGUAUCCACGGCAACCACUACAGUGACGACAUCAAAACCAAAUAUGUCGUCAAGUAGAGAAGAUGAAGUCACUCCCAGUAGUAACCAGUGUCUAAGUAGUUCUUCAUCGUGUUUGACGUCGGCAGCACCCGUCACCAAAAGUACGACCGGAAAUCUGUCGCAACAACCUACUGUCUCUCAGCAAGUCAGAUGUUCAGCAAGUACGAUACAAUCAGUGCCUGAUAGUCGGGCCGGACGUGAGCCAGAUGUGAAGUCUAAUAAAGACCGAGAGUUGGAAUCCCGACCAAAUCGGGACAGACAACAACAACAAUCAAAUUCAGAUGACAAUACUGCCUCACUUUCCGCCAACUCAGUCAAACUCUCCUACGCUCAAAUGGUGCAAAAAACAAAAGUCGCUGAAGUAUCUGCUAACUCGCUCGCUGACCAAUCAGACGAGUCGGAGAGCGAGGACGCCGAUUCGUCUCAAGCUCCGAACCGAGCACUUAAAGAACAGGGUCAGCACCCGACUCAGUCUAGCUCAAAGCCAUCAACACGUGGGUCUGGGAAAGAUUUCUCGCGUAAAGACAGUAGAGAAAAUGAAAGUGAUUCUCGCCGAGACGAUAAAGACUUGAGAAAGGAAAAUGACUAUCGUAGAGACGAACCACGUGAACAGAGAAAUAGACGACUGAAAGAAAAUCGCGGAGAGCGUAGGUACGGUGGAGAUCGCGACUUCAGUUAUAGAAAUGAUCGUCGUGGGAGAGAUGGACCCCAAGCACGUGAAAGAGAUGCCCCAAAGCCUGCCACCGCCGCUGCGAUUGCGAAGUGAAGGGAUGAAAUAAGGCAGCAUCUUGAUUGUUUCACUGGGGACGAGAAAAGAGAAUAUUUGCAUUUCAAAUGACAUAUCAGCAUUUCUAUUGGGAUUUGGGUUAUUUUGUUUUUACACACACACAAAAAGUUGUAUCAUAUGAUACUGGUGUAACUAUUUGAAAGAUUCCAGUUUUCUUUUUUCGUACUUUACUGAAAGCAGAUGGUUUGUUGAUGACCGAAGUUGAUUAUAGGAAAUAUUAAACUGGACCCGGCAAUCAAAUUGCGUUUCGUUCAGUCUCUGAUUGAUAAUUUCCUAUUGGAAAAAUAUGAUGGAAAUGAAAUUUGUAUGGAGAAAAAAUAAAACAAUUGAACCUUGCUUUAAAAAGUGUAAAGGAUGACUGGUUGGAUUUGAGUCGAUUAUUAUCAUGGGAAGUGAUAAUUGUAAUUAUCAUGCAAGUUGAUAUAAUUAUCAUGCAAAGGUGAUAAUUUUGUUAGGAAUGAUAACUGCACAUGCCGUCUGCUGAUUGAUAUUUAAGCGUUGACCUGUUUCAAGUGAGUGCCAAGUUCUGACACACAACCAACCAUAUUAUUUGCGAGUUUCUCUCGUUAACAACCAUAUUUUGUUUUUCCGGUUUACUACGGAGUUUUCCGGUUUUACCGGAGAUCAAUGAAAUUUUGAAAUGGAUAAUUUAUGUUUGUAUUUAUCUGGUUGAUAUUUUUGUCAUAUACUCCUGCAUUGUGAAAACAAAACACGUUUUUUUUUUUCUUCAAUAUUCAAGAGGUAUUUUGUAUUUAUCAUUUUAAAACCUUAAUGGAUAACUGCUUUUUGUUUCAUUCUGCCGUCAUUGUGUAGAACUAUUUAUAACUUUGGGCUCUUUCAUGAAGUUUUAAUCACAUUUUCAUAUCAUAUAAAAGUUUCAUAGUUUACCUUGUUGUGUCCAAGAGCAAUAUCCUGGCUAGUCAAUAAACCGGACCGAACCGGUCCCGUGCUCAUUCCGGUCACCUGGUAGAGAUCGGUGAUCGAGCAAUUGUAUAAUGAACCGGAUUUUAGUCAAAAAACUUGAUUUUAUCGGGGAUUUAGUUUGACUAUAAAGAUAGCAUAAGAUGUGGAAAUUGUCAUUUUGAGAAUUUUAAUAUCAGGUAUAGAAAUGAUACUUGAUUGUCAAAGAUUUAUAAAGAUAACCAAGUUUCUAUUGCAAAUAAGUGAUAUGCAUCUAGAGAAAAUAUUAUAAUAAGGCUUGGGUUGUCCAUAGUAAUAAUUGUAUCUUCAAAAAAGUGUAAAACUACCUCUAUACAAAUGGAUUUUGUUACAGCUGAUUUGAUUGGCUAAGAGAUUGUUCACAGGAUUUU
Molecule: messenger RNA, 5864 nt
Organism: Ruditapes philippinarum (Manila clam)
Lineage: Eukaryota; Metazoa; Mollusca; Bivalvia; Venerida; Veneridae
Product: la-related protein 4-like
Exons: 18
Coding region: 1597-4533 (978 amino acids)
Biological process (GO): positive regulation of translation
Cellular component (GO): cytoplasmic stress granule; cytosol
Molecular function (GO): mRNA 3'-UTR binding
Source: RefSeq, a predicted model, not a curated record